AGGAACACGCACCUACACGUGCACGUAUCCGGAGGCUAACCGGUGACCGUAGGCAGGCCAAGCUUAGAAUGGAUCAAGAGGGUUAGGGGUAGCACACUGAUGCAACGGUUAACGUUGCUGCUUCACAGUGCUUGGAUAUCUGGUUUUGCUCCAGCCAGAGUACCUUCGCUAUAGAGCUUGCAUAUUAUACUUACCCCUAUGUUUUUUUACUGGAGAUUCCAUUUUCAUCUCAGAGACAUGAAGGAGUAACCUUUUUGAAUUUUGCACAGCAUCAUAACUGUUCAGAAUGGCUCAGUUUGGGGGGCAGAAGAAUCCACCAUGGGCUACUCAGUUUGCAGCAACAGCAGUUUCACAGCCAACUGCCCUUGGGGUUCAGCAGUCAUCUUUGAUUGGGGCAUCACCUAGUAUCUACACUCAGCAAACAGCACUGGCAGCUGCAGCAGCUGCUGGUUUGACAUCUCAGACACAGACAACGUAUCAGCUUACCCAGACUGCAGCCUUACAGCAACAAGCAGCUGCAGUUGCAUUACAGCAGCAAUAUCAACAGCAGCAGCAACCCCAGCAGACAAUUUACAGUGUGCAACAGCAGUUGCCACAGCCUCAACAGACCUUGCUUACUCAGACUUUGCCAACUAGCCUUAGUCUGUCGACUCCUCAGCCAGCAGCACAAAUUACAGUAUCCUAUCCACGGUCUAGUCAGCAACAGACCCAACCUCAGAAACAACGGGUUUUUACAGGAGUAGUGACUAAACUGCACGACACCUUUGGAUUUGUGGAUGAAGAUGUUUUUUUCCAAAUGAGUGCUGUUAAGGGGAAAACACCUCAGGUUGGUGAUAGAGUACUUGUUGAAGCUACGUAUAAUGCCAACAUGCCAUUCAAAUGGAAUGCACAAAGGAUACAGACAUUGCCACAUCAGAGUCAAACACAGACACAGCCUUUAUUGAAGACAUCCCCAGCUAUGCUACAACCGAUUGCUCAGCAGACAGCAUUCAGUGUUCAAGCUCAGUCGCAGCCGCAGCCUCAGUCCUUGAUUCAAGCACAGUUGUCAGCAGCAUCCCUAGUGCCUCUUCUCCAGACACAGCCUCAACCUUUGCUGCAGCAGCCACAACAGAAAGGUGGUUUGCUGCAAACUCCAGUUCGGCUAGUACCCCAGCCACAAAUAGCCCGAAGACUUGACUCUGCUUCUAGAUUUUCUAGUAGAAAUGAAAGAAGUGAUGUCCCAUCAAAUAGAAAAGAAGACAGAAGCCGUGAACGAGACAGAGAACGCAGGCGAUCAAGUGAAAGGACGCCUCAGCGAAAAAGAUCAAGAGAACGGUCACCGAGAAGGGAAAGGGAGAGGUCACCAAGAAGGCAACGGCGUGGUGUGCCUCGUUAUACUGUACAAUUUUCCAAAUUUUCCCUUGACUGUACUUCUUGUGAUAUGAUGGAACUCAGACGUCGCUACCAGAAUCUAUACAUCCCUAGUGAUUUCUUCGAUGCUCAGUUCACAUGGGUGGAUGCGUUUCCUGUAUUCAGACCUUUUCAGUUGGGAAGUUAUUGCAAUUUUCAUAUAAUGAGCAGAGAAGUCGAACCAUUAGAAAAGAACAGUGCUAUCCUGGACCCACCUGAUGCAGACCACUGGUACAGUGCAAAGGUGAUGCUUCUGGCUAGCCCUAAUUUAGAGGACCUAUAUCAUAAAUCGUGUGCUCUUGCAGAAGACUCUCAAGAGGUUAAAGAUGGUUUUCAGCAUCCUGCACGACUCAUAAAGUUCCUAGUUGGUAUGAAGGGCAAAGAUGAAGCCAUGGCUAUUGGAGGACACUGGUCUCCUUCUUUAGAUGGACAGGACCCUGAGAAGGAUCCUUUGGUAUUAAUCAAGACUGCAAUCCGUUGUUGUAAGGCUUUGACUGGCAUUGAUCUGAGUGGGUGUACGCAGUGGUACCGUUUUGCAGAGAUUCGCUACCACCGCCCUGAGGAGACCCACAAGGGGCGUACAAUUCCAGCACAUGUGGAGACGGUUGUUUUAUUUUUCCCGGAUGUUUGGCAUUGCCUUCCCACCCGUUCAGAGUGGGAAUCCCUUUCCCGAGGAUACAAGCAGCAGUUGUUCGAGAAGCUCCACGCUGAACACAAAGAGGCUGAUGGAGAACAGGAAGAAGAAGAAAAAGAUGGUGGAGAAUCCAAGGAGACUUGUACACCUACCCACUGGUCAAAACUGGAUCCAAAGUCAAUGAAGGUGAGUGAACUUCGUGAUGAAUUAGAAAGCCGGGCUCUUGGUUCUAAAGGUUUGAAAUCGCAGCUAAUAGCUAGGCUGACAAAACAGCUUAGAGUUGAAGAACAAAUGGAAGAGCAAAGGGAGCAAGUAAAAUCUGAAGAGGAGGAAGAGGAGGACCCAAAGUCUGAAGAUGACAGGGAGAUUUGUGGGGAGUUUUCUAACUGUGCUGUUCCUGAAAAGGAAGAAGAGGAAGAAGAAGAUGGAAAACCAGAAGAUGAUAAAAAGGAUGAAGAAAAAAAACGUCAGGAAGAAACUGAGCGUCAGCGUCAUGAAGAAAAUGAACGCCAGCGGCGUGAAAGGCGUUAUAUUUUGCCUGAUGAACCUGCCAUCAUUGUGCAUCCUAACUGGGCAGCAAAAGCUGGAAAAUUUGACUGUAGCAUCAUGUCCUUGAGUGUUCUACUAGAUUACAGGUUGGAAGAUAACAAAGAACACUCUUUUGAGGUUUCCUUGUUUGCGGAGCUUUUCAAUGAAAUGCUGCAAAGGGAUUUUGGAUAUAGAAUAUACAAAGUACUGAUAGGGCUUCCAGACAAGGAUGAGAAGAAAGAAAAGGACAAAAAAGGCAAGAAAGAUGAAAAAAAGGAGAAGAAAGAAGAAAAAGAUGAAGAAAAUGUAGAACCAAAAACUAAAAGGAGAAAGUCUACAGAUGACAAAGAAAAAAAAGAUGAUGAAAAGGAGGAUAAAAAGAAAGAAAGCAAGAAAAUUGAGCUUAAAGAUGAUGAAGAAAAAGAAGACGACAGUAACCAGGAUGAAUAUGAUCCAUUGGAAGCAGAAGACUAUGAUGAGGAAGAAGAAAAAGAUGAAGAGGAUAGAGACAGAAAGGAUGAAAAAUCGAGGCAGUCUAAAGGCGUAUCUAAAGAUAAGGAAAAGAAACAGAUGAUCACAUCUGAUAGAAGUCUUCUGAUGGCAUUUGUUUAUUUUGAUCAAAGUCACUGUGGCUACCUGCUCGAGAAAGAUCUUGAAGAAAUUGUACAUACACUUGGACUACACCUCUCACGUGCACAGGUCAAGAAGCUGCUUACCAACAUAGUUGUCCGAGACUCUUAUUUCUAUCGUAAACUGACAGAUCGGCCUAAAGAUGAGGUCAAUCAGGAAGAGUAUGAGACUACUCAAGAAGAUAUUCUAGGAAACAAAUCACUCUUGCCAACCAUUGCUAGUGAGCAGGAACAAAGACGCACAGAAGAACAAGGCAGCUUAAUUCUCUACAAUGGAGCUAUGGUAGAUGUGGGAAGUCUCAUAGAGAAGUUAGAGAAGAGUGAAAGAGCUAGAAAGGACACUGAGCAAAAGAUGCUAUCACUUGAAGCAAAAAUAGAUGACAGCUCAAAAACUAUUCAGCACUUGGAAAAUUUAAACAAAAGUCUUUCCUUAGCACUCAGUGAUGUGAAAAGGGAUCUUACUGAGACAGAAGAGAAUCUGAAGACGUCAGAGUCCAUGAAAUCACGGUUUAAAGAACAACUAAGUAGCACAUCAAAAAGUUUAUCUUCAGCCUUGGAAGAAAUAAAUAAUGUUCUUAUAAAGGAUACUGUGAAGAGUGAAAACCAGGACAAAAAAUCAAAAGAAAAUGGAGCUAAUCUGUAGCACAACUGUUGUGUUCUCGAAAGAUAUAUGUUAAAUAAUGUAAUAUAUAUUGUAUUUAAAUAUUUUGGAGGAAUGCAUGUUUAAUUUUUAAUGCAGCCAUGAUGUUUUUAGUAAAAAGAUGUAUAAUAUUUUAAGACAAUGAAUAUACUUUAGAAUUUUGCUUGUAACUAGCAAAAAUUUAGUUCCUAAGGUAUUUUAAGAUGAACUUUUGUAAAGGCUAAUAAAGUUCAUCAGGUUAACAUUG
Protopterus annectens (West African lungfish) is the source of this 4067-nucleotide messenger RNA. RefSeq names its product cell division cycle and apoptosis regulator 1 (gene CCAR1). The record is from RefSeq and is a predicted model, not a curated record. The transcript is spliced from 27 exons. Lineage: Eukaryota; Metazoa; Chordata; Ceratodontiformes; Protopteridae. Gene Ontology annotation, cellular component: nucleus. Bases 287 to 3823 code for a protein of 1178 amino acids. Gene Ontology annotation, biological process: regulation of DNA-templated transcription.